This is a messenger RNA of Suillus paluster, 3212 nucleotides long. RefSeq lists its product as uncharacterized. The transcript is spliced from 11 exons. The record is from RefSeq and is a predicted model, not a curated record. Gene Ontology annotation, biological process: regulation of DNA-templated transcription; double-strand break repair via homologous recombination. The coding region runs from base 131 to 3043 and encodes 970 amino acids. NCBI's taxonomy places the organism in Eukaryota, Fungi, Basidiomycota, Agaricomycetes, Boletales, Suillaceae.
AGACGCGUCGCGUCCAUAGAUAGCAUUUACAUCAUUGUCCCACAAUUGCAGCAUCCUUCCAACGAUCCGUUUUAUAAAACUCCCUUCAGUCUUGACCAUAAUACAGAAGAGCUUAUAACUGUAAUAAAGCAUGGACUCUCCAGAUUCUUCUCCAGCCAGGAAGAAGAUGAGAAUGUCAUCUCCGACCUAUGAUGAACAAGUCGAUGACAUGAGUCAAGAAGAUAUAAGCGCUUUUGAUGCCAUCGAGGCACGCCUUUCUCAGCCAGCUCAUCGACUUCACAAAGCACCCCUACCCCACUCCAGGCUCAGCUCGAAUGGCUUUUAUGAGAGUUUGGAUGGAGACCGUAGCACUUCGUCCGAUCAGGACCUCCUUUCCUCCCAAGAUAUACCUGUUCAAGGCGACGACAAUCCGUUUACUUCGACAAGUGACCCAUUUGCUGAUUCCGAUACCUCAAAACCAGUCGUAUAUGCAUCUUUUACCAAAGCAUCUGCCAUUCUCGCACCAGUAGGCUUCAAGUCUGCAUCAUAUUUGCCUACCGAGAAUGUAGAUGGAGCACACCGAUCACCUUCGCCCGAGGCACCUCCAGAAGUUGAUUACUCUUCAUGGUUUACUUCGGUUCCACCUGCCUCUUUUGUUGACUUUCAAUCUGCUGCAUCUCGGCUUGAAAAAGCCAAAGAGAAUAUUUUCGACCCCAGUGCCAGCCAGAGUACAAGUAUGGGUUUUACGUCAGUCGGGAAAGGGAAUCUUAUCGUGCCAUCAACCGCUGCAUUGCGCAAGGCCGAGGAAAAGAUGAAGGUGUGGCAUGAUGAAGUCGGUGACACGAAUUCCUCCCAGCAUUCUGGAGGUUUUGCGCCCGCUUCUUCGGCACAACCGACCUCGCCUCGGCGCACCGUGCUCGGAGCAAUGCACAAUUCUUUUUCGCCUCAAGUACCAGAUACGCCAACUCCUGCGAUGGCUACCCGCAAGUCAUUUGAAGCUGACGCACGAUCGCCGCUUGGCCCACCGACGCUUGGUGUCAGCGACUUGAAGGGAAAGCAAAAACCAUUCAAAUCCCCGUUGAUCGCCUCCGCACCGUCACGACAGCCUCCCGCGGGGACAGCCAGUUCUGCAUAUGUCAACUCUCCCCUCAACCCUAAUCGUCAGGGAUUUGCGUCUGCCUUUUCUCAGACAUCUUCAUCUACUUCUGACAUACCAGCAACGCCUGUCCGUAUAUCAGCAAUACCCAAACCACCCGGAAAUUCAUUUCGACCCCUGGGUCUGACGCCGCGAAAUUUACGUGGUGGUUUGGUCAAGUCCAAAUUCGUGACGCCGUUCAAACCAGGCAUCAAGCCUCCAGAAUUAAGCAGUGCCGCAUCAGCUACGCCGUCGUUUGCUGCUCCAAGUCCCAGCUUACAGCGACCUCUAUAUCCACCGUCAGCAACCCAAUCUCCUAGGCCAGUAAAGAAAGCUCCUGAAAAAGGUACAGGCAAAGUGUUCAACCUUGUCCCUCCGGCAGGAAGGAUGUCACUUUCUACUUCUGGUCUUACACCCCAGGCACACACCACCCAAGAACUUCAGGAUCAGGGAAUAAAUGUCACAGAGCUAUCCCAGAUAACACUAGCUACCGCUCUCUUUUACUCAUUUUAUACUCCGUCUGUUACGCCGACUGAAGGUUCCCACCCCUCCGAUGCGAAGCCUCUCGGACCUGCCGCCGCUCUUGAAGAACUCCAUGCAAGAGGAUGCUCGUUGGCUACGCAGGAAUGGAUUAACAACCAUUGGCCGCUUAUCCUCUGGAAGCUCGCUGGAAUGGUCGCACUUGAACCAGAAGCAGAGUCCAAUCCCGAUCGCAAACGGUGGUGCUGGCCUGAAGUGAUUCGCCAGCUGCUGUACAGAUACGAACGAGACCUGAACGGGUCAUCACGACCACCACUACGGCUAAUUACUACAAGAGAUGCGCCUGCUGCAUCUCCAAUGGUGCUCUGUGUGUCAAAUGUGACUUGGUCGCCAGCUGGAGAAAGUGAUGAUGGGUUUCCCAUUCCAUCCCAUCCCGAGUUGGAGGUGACAGACGGAUGGUAUAGACUGCGCGCGAGAGUCGAUCAGCCGCUUGCGAGAGCGAUCCGUAAGGGUCAUAUCAAGAUUGGGAGGAAAAUUGCUGUCGCUGGAGCAAGGCUCUCUGCAGAGCGCAAAGAUGGACAGGAAGUCCUCGAGGCAUAUGAAUCUAAUGUCCUGGUGCUAGCAGGCAACUCGUCCCAUAUGGCUCCCUGGCACGCAAAGCUUGGCUUCCAGCGAAGUCUGUUCAUUGCGACAUUCAAUAGCCUCACGCCGGACGGUGGAAACGUAGCCGUUGCGGCCAUCGAAAUUAUUAAGUUCCAUCCUGUCGCAUAUAUCGAGUUUAUUGAAGACGAAAACGGGAGGCGGGUAGAGGGUCCUCGCAGUGCCAAGGAUGAAAAUGUCUUAAGCGAACAGUGGAGGAGGAAGCGCGAAGUCGCUGCAUCAACGCUCUGGUCAGAUAUUGAAAGACGAGCAUCGUUGAUGACAGGGUAUGCAGAGAAGCUUGAACAACGUGUGGGUUCCGACUUUAAUGUCAAAAAUGAAGAAAUGCCGGACCACCUUGACGACCUAUACGAAUCCUUGGAGGAGAGUGACGCUUAUCAAGCCCAGAUGAUACUUGCACGGCUCAGCCGUAUUGAAGCAGGCAGCCUUGCCGCGCACAUCAGAGAGAAGCUUCUCCAGGAUCGUGAAGCUAUCGCAGGGGACAUCGAGCGAGAAUUGCAGAGCAAAUGUCCCGCUCGGGAAGUACGGAAUUUCCGUGUUCUCAUAGUGAAGGAUGCAUAUACACAAACACGAGGCGGCAACGAUGGUCGCAAGGCCCAGUUAACCGUCUGGGAUGUACUCAACUUGUUAAUUGCUGAAGGAUCUAAAGCAGGGGAGUUUAAAGUGGGUCAGAAGUUCCUAGUCACAAACUUGAUGCCCAAGCAAAUAUCUGCCUGGAUGGAUCGCGGUCCUGGAUCUGAGGUGUACCUUUCCACCACAAAAAAUACUAGGUGGAAAAAGUUGCCAUGACUGCACGAUUGUGGAGGGUAGUGUGAAAGCGAGGCUUGUUAGUAGGUGCAGCAUGUGGUAGAUUGGAGUGUAAUGAUAUUAUGUGCCUAAGGGUAGCUUCGUAAGUGACCUCCCUUUCGUCGGCAGGAACCAAGUACAACAUUGAACAGUCCGAUCUGCUCAAUGUUCG